Moesziomyces antarcticus is the source of this 3282-nucleotide messenger RNA. RefSeq lists its product as uncharacterized. The record is from RefSeq and is a predicted model, not a curated record. Bases 1 to 3282 code for a protein of 1093 amino acids. Gene Ontology annotation, molecular function: zinc ion binding; DNA-binding transcription factor activity, RNA polymerase II-specific; DNA binding. Lineage: Eukaryota; Fungi; Basidiomycota; Ustilaginomycetes; Ustilaginales; Ustilaginaceae. The transcript has a single exon. Gene Ontology annotation, biological process: regulation of DNA-templated transcription; DNA-templated transcription.
AUGUCGCCGCACGACUCGUCCACGUCGCUCUUGGGCGGCGGUGCGGAUGCCAACAAGCGUUCUGCCGACGACGCCAACGUCGACGCUCAGAACGCCGCCAAGCGCAAGCGUCCGCAGUCGUGCGACACGUGCCGCUCGCGCAAGAUCAAGUGCGUCCGCCUCCACGUCGACGGCAUCGACGUCAGCGCAGACAACCGCUGCGUACAGUGCCGCGCCAUCGACGCCAAGUGCACCUUCGACUACGUCCCCAAGCGGCCCGGUCCACAGAGCUCGUUUGCAAAGACCGCGCGCAAAGAAGCGGAAGCCCAGGCCCAGGCGCACCACAAGCCAAGCACACCCCAUGGUCUCACGCGUCCGACGCACUCGCGCGCAUCCACCUCGGGCUACACCAACACCCCGGCACCCAGCAUUGCAGGUCCCUCUCCCAACGUCGCCUCAGGUACGGGCGGCUCGCCUUCGGAUGAUAGCUGGUACCGCGCGUUGGCGCAGCACAACUUUGCCUCGGGCAAUGCCGGCGCCAGCGCCAACCAGACCAGGAGCUCGUCGUGGAGCGGCGCCACCAACUUUGACGCCUACCUCAACGGCUCCAUGCUCGCCAUGACGCCCACCCACUUUGCCGCCAUGCCCGCCGCAUCGCCCUUUGACUUUUCGCCCCACAACGUCGGCGCAAUGUCCGGACCCUCGCCUGCCAUGAGCGCAUCCAACGCCUCCUCGGCUACCCCCGGCAGCUAUGCCGGCUCGGCAUCGUGGCAUGCGCCUAGGUCCGACGCAGGCAGCUCGCGCUCCAAUGCCCCGCUCGCCGCACUCUCGCACAUGGCCAAUCAGCAGCACAUGCACAGCCAGUCGCAUACUCAACAGCAGCAGCAGCAGCAACACAACACGCACAGCGCUCAAGCGGACGAGCUGGCCGCCUUCGACAUGAGCAGCUUGGCGGGACCAGAGUCGCGCGCAACGCCCUUGCCGCUGCCCAUCCCGUCGUUCUCGCGCGUCCAGUCGCCCGUCGCCGCCGCCAACCCGCUGCAACAGCCGCAACAGCCACCGCAGCAGCCACAGCAGCCCGCGACGAGCAGCGAGGGCGCGCGCCCGAGCCGCAAGCGCAAGAGCGCGCCCGGCCUGUCCACCAUGUACUGCGGACCCGUAGUCCGCCCACGCUCGCUCGACGACAUUGCGCCGCGCCAGACGUUCCUCGCGAUCGUCUCGCUCUACUUCCACUACCUGUGGCCGCUGCUGCCCAUCGUGGACCGGCCGACGUUCAGCCACGACCUGCUCAACCGGCGCGACGAGCGCGACGACACCUUCCUCGCGUUUGUGCUGAGUCUGGCGUCGUAUACGCUCAUCCAGUGUCCGCGCACCGUCAUCCCGGCGCCCUGGACAGUGUAUCGUCGGCUGCAUCGCAUUUGCCAUCUGACCUCGCGCAGGAUGCAGCCGCGCGUGUACGAUCCGCCCCAGCUGCUCCAUGUCAACACGCUGUAUUGCGAUCACAUCUACCUCGGCACUGUAGGCAAGACCAAUGCGGCCAAUGCGGUGUUGGCCGAGGCGGUGCGUGUGGCGUAUACGCUCGCGCUGCACGACGAGUCCAAGAACAGCGCCGCGGCCAAUGCGGCGCCGUACGGCCUGGAUGCGUCGUCGUUUGCGCACUACCGCGCACCCACAGCCAAUGCGGUGGAGCGCGAGCUGAGGAAGCGCAUGUUUUGGGUGCUCCACGGAAGCUCCACCACCAUCGCUAUGCUGCAGGACGAGCCGGCACUCAUCCACGCCAUUGAUGCGUGUGUCGAUCUGCCGCUGGCUGUCGACGAGGAGGCGCUCGCCAAUCCGCGCCAUGUCCAGUCGCGACCGAGCGUGCUGUGCGGGUUUCUGACCGUGACGCGUUUGCACCAGGUCAUGCUCGAGCUGCUCGAGUCGUACCGGCGCGACCGGAGGUUUCCGAUCGACGAUCUUGGCGUGGCGCGGUCGAGGGUCAGGUAUCUGGCGGAUGUGCUCAGUAGGCUGCAGCAUGCGAUCGACGAUAUGCCCGAGGAGCUGCGCAAGCCCGUGUAUACGCAUGCGCCGCCCGAGCCCAUCCGUCGCCCGGGCGUGAGCAUGCCUUCUCUCGAAGCGGUUGCGCCCGGUGGCCAGCAACAGCAGCCGCCGCCGCCGCUGCAGGCGAUCGGGUUUGAUGCGGCCACGCAGACUGCGCUGGGCAACCAUCUGAGCGGGACGUCGCCCUGGCCGUGGCCCGCCGAGACGUUCACCCGCGAUGGCUUGCCCAACGCCGACGCACGCUCGUCGAACAAUUCGUCGGCGACCCACUCGCCCCGUCCGUCGGCCGAGCCCGCCUCGGGUUUGGACGUCGGACAGCCUCCGCACCAGGCCUUGACGCCGCUGCCCCUGACGCCGCAGACGGGACGCGAUGCAGUCGCGGGGCUCACGAUGGUUGAUCUUGUCAAUGUCUUUCGACCCUCGCCGCCACCGAGCAGUACGCCGGUGCUGUCGCCCAUGUGCACGAUGCACGCCAACAUCGUGUGUACCGAGAGUCUGAUCCGCUUCCUGGUGACCGAGUACCGCGAGUUGGUAGCCACGCGCAUCCGCGAUCUCAAGCUUCGUCAACCCGCCUCGUUCGGUGCACCGGCCAAUGCGCCCGAGGACGUGCAGCGCGAUACGUGGCAGGAUGCGGCGCAAAAGAUGCUGCACACCUUCAACAGCCUGCCUCUCGACGCGCUCGCCAGCAACGGUCAGAGUCUCAUCAGCAAGAUCAUCUACGUCGUCUCGGCGUUGCUCAACCGUACGGCCAUGCGCGGACCGUCGGAGGGAUUCCAGUACAUGUCGAGUUUGCUGGCUACGCUUACGAGGCUUAGCCAGACGCGCAACGACGAUACGCUCGACGAGGGCGAUGACGAUGCACACGCCACGGGCGAGCCGAGGGGAGGGGGUGGGGAUGGUGGUGCUGGUCCAAGCGAGGGUGGUGCAGGUGGAGCUGAUGGCGCUGCGGGAGGUGGACAUCGAGACGCUGGUGGUGAGCGUCGGGACGACCGUUGGCAGAAGCGUCCCAACCAACGCAGGCCAGACUCGUCCCACGAACCGCGCGAUACGACGAUGCAGCACACUUCGCGCAGCGCGGGCAUCGAGUCGCCCGCAUCUACCCCGGCCAGCCUCGUGCAUACCGAUAGCGCGCCCAGCUCUGCACCCAAUACCGCGUCCACCACGCCGACCGCCGAACUGCCCGCGAGUUAUCCGUUUGCCAACUUCAAGCACGACCACCUGAGCGCAGGCGUAGGACCGCUUGGUGCGGUCUCGACCGCUUAG